Daucus carota subsp. sativus is the source of this 1579-nucleotide messenger RNA. RefSeq lists its product as uncharacterized. The record is from RefSeq and is a predicted model, not a curated record. Lineage: Eukaryota; Viridiplantae; Streptophyta; Magnoliopsida; Apiales; Apiaceae. Bases 339 to 1505 code for a protein of 388 amino acids. The transcript has 2 exons. Gene Ontology annotation, molecular function: protein binding.
UCUACCUCUAUCUCCGUGCUUUCUUUAUCUCUCUCUUUAUCCUCCUCUCUUCUCCUUCUCCCCUCUAUCUCCGUGCUUUCUUUAUAUCUCUCUUUAUCCUCGCUCUCUUCUCCUUCUCCCCAUAUCUCGUUAAUAAUAUGACUUUUUGAUUAAUUAGGGUUUCAGAUUUUGGGUAAAUCAAAGAUUGAAUUAAAAAAUUGAUGAGAUUGAUUGCUGGUUGCACUGAUUGUUGAUUUUGAUUUUGUAGUUGCUUAGGCAGAGGAGGCAGAAAGAAAAUCAAGAAAGAGAGAUGGACCGACGAAAAUCAUUAUAGGAGGAAAAGAAGUCCGGAAACAGCGAUGAGCAAUUUAACAGAUGACCUCUGGUUUGAGAUUUUCCUCCGCCUUCCGGUGAAGGAUCUACUUGCAUCCAAGUGUGUUUGCAAAUCCUGGCUUUCCAACAUUUCGAGCCGCCGUUUCGUCACAGAUCAUCUCCGUCGCUCAAUCUCAAGUGGGGAGGAUGAUGAAACUCUCAUCGUUCAUCAUUUAGUAAAUCAACAACUACAAGGCUGGGGCCCUUUUGCACUCACCCACCUCACUUCUGGCGACGUUUUAGAACAACUCGACUGUCCUUACUCUGAAGGUCACUAUUCUUCUCGUUACUAUUCUUCUGGACCAACAUUAUGUAGAAUUUUGGGUUCUGAUUGUGGCAUUGUUUGUGCUCGUGUUGAGCGUGGAAGGAGAUAUGAUAUUUACCUUUGGAACCCAGCUACAAAACUCUCCAAACUCGUUCCCUCUCAAAUCGAAGGUCGCCUCUUAGAGGGGCAGAUUAUAGGCUUUGGUUUUGAUCAGAAAGAUUUUGAUUGUAAAGUUGUUGAAAUUGAAUCCUCCUCUACUUCGGUGUAUUCUUCAAACAGGAAUGCUUGGCGGAAGAUGUUUCCAAUUAAGCAAAAUCUGCCCAUUGAUGUUCCCUUUGUAGCGUUAGAAGUAUGCUUGCAUGGAUUUUUGCUGACAACGGGACAUAAAGGUAUGAUGGCUUUUGAUCUGAACAAGGAGGUGUUUAUUUAUAAUAUUAAGCUCCCUGUAGAUCCUGAAGACACUUGCGUUGCUGAAUAUUAUGAUUCAAUUGCUGUUAUGAUGUGCGAAAAAUCUGAAAAUAAGGUGAAAUUGUGGACAUUGGAUGAUGAAGCAUGCCUUAGUGGUGGUGGAGUAGAGGCAUCGUGGACUAUGAAGCUCAGUUUUGAUGUAGGUAAUCAGAAUUUUUAUCGUCCUCGGGGACUUUUCAACAGCGUUGAGUUCUUACUGGUUGAUUAUAACUUGAACCGGUUUCUUUAUAACCCCUACAAGCAAGCGCCAACAAAUCUUCGCCCUACUACCUCCUGGGCGGAGAUUUCCAACCAUACAAAGAGCCUUUUUCCAGUUGCAGGGUCCAAACCAGUCAAGUGGACUGCUUCACCUUGGAGGCAGCUUGAGUGGGACUACAAUGAGGAAACGGAUGAAGAAGGUAUCUCAACUGAUGAUGAUUAAAGUCAUGAUGAUUAGGGUGCAACAUCCAACUCAGGCUAAAGUGCGAGCGACAAGAAGAAGGUUUUGAUGUCGGA